AUGCUUUCCUUUUUUUACCUUUGUUUUUAUUUCUUUCUUUCCUUCAUUCUUUCUUUCGUUUCUCCUUCUUUCUUUCUUUCUUUCGUUUUUCAUUAUUUAUCCCACCUUUUCCUUUUUUUUCUUUAUUUUACUUUAUUUACUUCUCCCUUCCGUCUUUCUUUCUUCAUCCCACGCUUCCGAUUUCUUUCAUUCUUUCUUUCGCUUAUUCUUUCUUUCGUUUCUCUUUCUUUCUUUUUUAUCAUCUUUAUUUCGUUGGGUUUUUCCUCGUUCUUUUUCCCCGUCUCUCUCUCUCUCUCUCUCUCUCUCUCUCUCACACACCUUCUCUUUCUUCCUCUUUCACUCACCAACACUCUCUGUAUUUCUUUCUUUCAUUCCCUCUGUUUCUUAUCUGUCUAUCUAUCUUAUUUUCUCUUCCAAUAUACUCGCCCUUUCAGCCUGUUUUUGUUUGUUUUGUUGUUUUUUGGGGGUUUUUUUCUCUCUUGCCUUUUUUCUUUCUCUCUCCAAAAAAAAACAAAUUCUCUCUUGUUAAUGUCAGUUCUCUCACUUACUUGUCGCCUCUGGCUGAUUGGUUUCUGUUUAUAA
Molecule: messenger RNA, 582 nt
Organism: Acanthosepion pharaonis
Lineage: Eukaryota; Metazoa; Mollusca; Cephalopoda; Sepiida; Sepiidae
Source: the annotation of a GenBank genome assembly